AUGCAGGCAUCCCGGGCAAGACUCUUGAAGGAAUACAAAGAGGUCCAGCGAGAGAGAGUCGCUGACCCGGACAUUCAAUUGGUGUGUGAUGAUUCCAACAUAUUCAAAUGGACUGCAUUCGUUAAGGGACCAUCAGAGACUCCUUAUGAGGGUGGGGUGUUCCAGCUUGCAUUUGCUGUUCCUGAACAAUACCCCCUGCAACCUCCUCAAGUGCGGUUCUUGACCAAAAUAUUCCAUCCAAACGUGCAUUUCAAGACUGGAGAAAUAUGCCUGGAUAUCUUGAAGAAUGCAUGGAGUCCCGCAUGGACGCUUCAGUCAGUCUGUAGAGCUAUAAUAGCUUUGAUGGCACAUCCAGAAGCCGAUAGCCCUCUCAACUGUGAUUCCGGAAAUCUUAUACGGUCAGGCGAUAUGAGAGGAUUCCAUUCAAUGGCACGCAUGUACACAAGGCUCGCCGCCAUUCCCAACAUGGGAUGAAAAAAAUGUACCCUCGGAAAAGACAGCAUUGGAUGUGUUACCAAAGCACUACAGCUCUCAUCAAAGGUUCUGCUUUGAACUGCGUUUCACUCGCACGGAAUUAAAGAGGGUUUUCUUUUAUGGUAAUAUAAUAAAUCAUCAAGACUAAAGAGUUAUGUUUUCUAAUGUUCUUUAUCUUCCAUAUGGAUAUGGUUACCUGAAACGUUUAUACAUUUUAUGUAUUAAAAAAAAUCAAGACUUGUGCGAAUUGUUGGAGUGGGAUUCGAUUUGGGGUUCUGAUUC
Molecule: messenger RNA, 756 nt
Organism: Tarenaya hassleriana
Lineage: Eukaryota; Viridiplantae; Streptophyta; Magnoliopsida; Brassicales; Cleomaceae
Product: protein PEROXIN-4
Exons: 5
Coding region: 1-474 (157 amino acids)
Source: RefSeq, a predicted model, not a curated record